AUGUGGCCCCUUGUGUGGACCCCCACGGUUCCUGUGAUCCUGACCCGUGUCUUGGGGCCCAUACCCCCAGGGCACUGGGCUGGGCCCACCGCAGUCAGACAGCAGCCCACAUCCUGUAGGACGCCCACAGCAUCUCGGGACCUUCACCCACUGGGUCCGAUGCGGGCUCCUGAAGCCACGUGGAGAGGCGUCGGCCACCUGUGGGCGCUCGGGCAAGAACUGUCCUCCCCACUCUCCGUGCUCCUCACUCUCCGCCUCACCUCCGGCCUGGAGCCCGUGUUUUGUGCGGCCGGAGGCAGCCAGGCGUGUCUGACCCUUUGUGACCCUGCCUCAGAAGCUCCCAAACGGAGCCCUUCAUGGGCCUCCAGCAUGGGUGCCGUCAGCCUGUCACCCGAGUUCCACCAGCUACAGGAGCCCUGGUGGCUGUCCGGGUGCCCCCGGUCUUCACCUCCCCGCAGGGUGCCAAGGCCGGCCGCAUACGGGCCGGGAAGAGUCGUGGGGCUCUGGGUGGUGAGAGACGGCCUGCUGGUCUGGGCAGAAGCUAGAAGAAAGGGGGUAACUCGGAGCUCAUCUGCAUCACAGAUCAGGCCUCUCCGAGAAAAUCAAGCAUCCAUAAUUCAUGGCAUGUUUCCUGCCGGGGCCGGAGGCAGCGAGAUCCUAGCAACGGAGUCCUGGCAACGAGGCGCAGCCAAUGGGGCGGGCUCGCCGCCCGCGGGAGGAGGGGACGCGUGCCUGUGGCGGCCUCACGCCUGCACCCGCUUCGGGGGCUCUUGCUCGGGAGGGAGCGGCUGGGCUCGGCUCGGUUCGGCUGGGCUCGGCGCGACUCGGCUCGGCUCGGCUCAGCUCGGCUCCGCUCGGCUACGCUCGGCUCGACUCGGCUCGUCUCGGGCGGGAGGACUAGAGCCGCUUAAAAUCCGACAAGGCCUGCGUUUUCUGAAGCCGCGGUAG
Rangifer tarandus platyrhynchus (Svalbard reindeer) is the source of this 948-nucleotide messenger RNA. Lineage: Eukaryota; Metazoa; Chordata; Mammalia; Artiodactyla; Cervidae. The record is from the annotation of a GenBank genome assembly.